AUGGGACAUCUGCCACGAGUGGCUUCCUUGGCACCAGUGUCAGAUCAAGCUCUGUCUAAUCAGCAGACAUUAUUGGGCGACUCUGGAAAUGUGAAUAUGUUGGGCAAUCAGAACAAUGGUCCUCGGCCAUUUUAUCUGAUUGCUCACCGCGUCCUUACCACCCAAGGUAUUCACGAUGCCCUCUCCCACGGCGCAAAUGCGAUCGAGCUGGACGUUUCAGCCACGAAGCAAGAAUGGUACGCCGACCACGACGACACACCUUUCACACGUGGAGACACGGUGCGAACGAUCUUCGAGGCCGUCGCGGAGCAGCGGAAAGAUGGGAAAACGAUAACCUUCGUGUGGUUAGACAUCAAGACGCCUGAUCGAUGCGACCCAUCGACACUACAGACCAGAAACUGCUCCAUUGCAGGCCUACAAGAUCUCGCGCGACAGAUCCUGGAGCCCGUGGGCGUUCGGGUCCAAUAUGGCUUCUAUGACUCCAAGAGUCGUGCGUAUGACUGGUUGCUGGAUAGGCAGAGCAGCAACGAAGUCAUCAAUCUCAACGGCAAGGCGAACGAAGUGCUGGAGGCGUACACUUCGGCUGGCAUUCCCAAGAACAAACGAGUCAUCUCGUACGGGAGCUGGGUCCUGUCAUUUCUCUUUGGAAAUUGCAAUGAAGACAGCUACUACACUUGCACGGAGCUUCGACAAGCUGUGGAGUCGCAUGGUUUCGGGAAAGUCUGGGGCUGGACGACCCUGGCUGGCCAUCGUUGGUAUGCGGAGAAGAUGCUGGACGACGCUGGUGUGGAUGGCUUGAUUUACGGGUUUCGACUGACUUCUUAUUACGACCACGAGGGUACUCGUGAAUCGGCGCAUGACAUUCUUAGCUGGAUCGCGGCCCAUCCUGAGAAGCGAUACCUGGCUACCAAUGAAGAUGCCCCGUGGUAG
Messenger RNA from Exophiala bonariae, 930 nucleotides. RefSeq lists its product as uncharacterized. Gene Ontology annotation, biological process: lipid metabolic process. NCBI's taxonomy places the organism in Eukaryota, Fungi, Ascomycota, Eurotiomycetes, Chaetothyriales, Herpotrichiellaceae. Gene Ontology annotation, molecular function: phosphoric diester hydrolase activity. The record is from RefSeq and is a predicted model, not a curated record. The coding region runs from base 1 to 930 and encodes 309 amino acids. The transcript has a single exon.